AGCCAGUACGAGCCAAGAAGAAGGCGGUCGCAGGAACAGUUAGACUGAGUGUCCGAGCUCGGGUCUGAGAGUGGGGUUGCAUCCGAGGCUGGAUCCCGGUCCGGUUAGUGUGAACGAGCGGACGGCGUCAGUCGCGAUGACUCUGAACGGCGGCAGCAGCGGAGCGGGCGGCAGCCGCGGCGGCGGCCGGGAGCGCGAGCGCCGUCGGGGCAGCACGCCCUGGGGCCCCGCGCCGCCGCUGCACCGCCGGAGCAUGCCGGUGGACGAGCGGGACCUGCAGGCGGCGCUGGCGCCCAGCGCUCUGGCAGCCACUGCAGCCGGCACCACGACCCAGGGUCCGAGGCUGGACUGGCCUGAGGGUUCUUCGGACUCGCUCAGCUCAGGGGGCAGCGGCUCCGACGACAGUAUGUACAAGGUGCUGCUGCUGGGGGCGCCCGGCGUGGGCAAGAGCGCUCUGGCGCGCAUCUUCGGCGGUGUGGAAGACGGGCCUGAAGUAGAGGCUGCAGGGCACACCUACGAUCGCUCCAUCACCGUAGACGGAGAAGAGGCAUCGCUCAUUGUCUAUGACAUUUGGGAGCAGGAUGGGGGCCACUGGCUGCCCAGCCACUGCAUGGCCAUGGGAGAUGCCUACGUCAUCGUGUACUCAGUGACUGACAAGGGCAGCUUUGAGAAGGCUUCGGAGCUGCGGGUCCAGCUGCGGCGGGCACGGCAGACAGACGAUGUGCCCAUCAUCCUUGUGGGCAACAAGAGCGAUCUGGUGCGCUCACGGGAGGUCUCUGUGGAUGAGGGCAGAGCCUGCGCUGUGGUCUUUGACUGCAAGUUCAUCGAGACAUCAGCGGCAUUGCAUCACAACGUCCAGGCACUAUUUGAGGGCAUCGUGCGUCAGAUCCGGCUGCGCAGGGACAGCAAGGAGGCCAACGCCCGGAGGCAGGCGGGCACUCGGCGGCGGGAGAGCCUCGGCAAGAAGGCUAAGCGCUUCCUGGGCCGCAUCGUGGCACGCAACAGCCGCAAGAUGGCCUUCCGUGCCAAGUCCAAGUCCUGCCAUGACCUCUCAGUUCUCUAGGUACCCUGAGCUCUCACUGCAGUGGGCAGAUGGAUGGACAGUUUGGGUAGGCUGGCCCAGCCAGCCACCCUAAAUGCCUCAGGACUGGCUGAGAUUCUAGACCCCCACACCCCACCCUGGAC
This is a messenger RNA of Ochotona princeps (American pika), 1185 nucleotides long. RefSeq names its product RRAD, Ras related glycolysis inhibitor and calcium channel regulator (gene RRAD). NCBI's taxonomy places the organism in Eukaryota, Metazoa, Chordata, Mammalia, Lagomorpha, Ochotonidae. Gene Ontology annotation, biological process: negative regulation of high voltage-gated calcium channel activity. Gene Ontology annotation, cellular component: plasma membrane. Gene Ontology annotation, molecular function: calcium channel regulator activity; GTPase activity; GTP binding. The record is from RefSeq and is a predicted model, not a curated record. The coding region runs from base 137 to 1063 and encodes 308 amino acids. The transcript has 5 exons.